GUUUAGAGUGAUCACUGUUGAGACAUAGUUAAAGUGAAAAAUAAAAUAGGAAGUUUUUACAUACUUAAGUGGUAAUUUUUUUGUUGUUUCUUUUACAAAAUGCUCAAAGGUCUCAUAAAAGUAGUAGUUUUCUUUUCAUUAAUAUACUUCUUCUUUGGCACUAAAACAACUCAGAUAGGAAUUAUUGUGUACCUAUGUUUACCAUUCAUAAUACUUAACGGUACUGCGAGACGAUGCUUGCUAUUUAUGCACAAAGUCCGAACACCAUUUUUGAACCUGAAGAAUGUCGGCAGUUUUGGAAUCGUGGGCGGCAGGAGUUUCACCAUAAAAAAUCAUUCAACCAUAGACGAACAAGAAGUGGAGCUACGUGUCUGGCAUAUAUUACCGCAUAGUUUAAUUGAAAAAUUGGACUCACUGGAAGACGACCCCGAAGAAAGAAAUAGCUAUUUUGAAGAUCAGUUGAAAUAUUCACGGAAGCCUGUAAUUGUUUACAGUCAUGGUAUAACCCAGACAGUUGGAGAGCCUUCUAGAGUAGCGUUGUAUAAGCAGUUACAAAAGUUAGAUGUCCACGUGAUCACAUUUGAUUACAGAGGUUACGGCGACUCCACUGACAUCAUGCCUAAGAGAAUGAGCAUAGUGGAAGACUUCCUCACCGUCUACUCUUGGGUCAAUAAGCGCUGUGGUGACAGCCCCGUGUUUGUGUGGGGACAUUCGUUAGGUACGGGAGUCACCAACAAAGCCCUUAGUAAAUUGGAACAGUUCAGCGUAUCUUUACUACGGCAGGACUGCGCGCCACCCCUGCCGCGCGGCGUCAUAUUAGAGUCAGGCUACAACCAGAUCUCCAGUAUAGCACAGGAGUUCGGGGCGCUGGAUUGGCUGCUUCUACUCCCACAUUCCAAGAUGAUAGCGAAACAUUACUACGACACAGAUCCGAACGUGAGACUGAACUCCGAGAAAUACGUGACAUUGUUGAAAAAUGUACCAUAUUUGAUAAUGCACGCGAGAAACGAUGACAUCAUACCGAUUCGUAUAGGAGAAAAGUUGUACGAAGCCGUGAAGUUUUCGCGAACAGAAAACGACGCCCACGUUUGGUUUGAGGUGUUCUCCAACGGAAAGCACAUGUGGAUCUGCAAUGAGAAGAAUUUCCCGAGGAUUGUCAAAGACUUCAUUGAUCUUUAUAAGAUACUUUGAUACACGUUUCGUGAUACCUAUCUAGUCUUAAGGUACAUGGUUUAGUUCGGACUUGUACCUUAAUGCGCGGUCAGCCGCAGGCGCUAUCCGCAGUGUCGCCUGCGGUUGUCGCCUGCGGUUGUCGCCUGCAGCCCAUUGC
Messenger RNA from Chilo suppressalis (striped riceborer), 1330 nucleotides. The record is from the annotation of a GenBank genome assembly. NCBI's taxonomy places the organism in Eukaryota, Metazoa, Arthropoda, Insecta, Lepidoptera, Crambidae.